AGAGAGAGAAAGCAAGAGACAGCAGAGCGGGCGAAGGGGCAGAGGGAGAAGCCGACUCCCUGCUGAGCAGGGAGCCCGAGUUGGGGCUGGAUCCUAGGACCCCAACGCGUGGAAUCAGGACCUGAGCCAAAGGCACAUGCUUAACCAACUUAAUCACCCAGGUGGCCCUGAUUUUUCUACAAAAUGUAGACUUUGAGGCCAAGUGGUAAAAGUUAGGGGUCUUGAAUCAGAUUGAGAUCCCACCCAAAUAACACCAGUUAAUAUUUUUAAGUUACUUAACUGGUAUGUGUUUUCACUUCCUUGUUUGUAAAAAGUGACUUGUAUUAAUACUACCUCGGAGAGUUGUGAGAAUUUAAUGGGAAAAAAGAAGAAUUUAAUGGAUAACCCCAUUACAACCCCAGGCUUGUCAUGUAGGGAAUAUUUCCAGUAGAUGUCCACUACUAUUACAACAUUAAUCAUUCUACUAUAUUUUACUAUGUCAUGGAUUGGGAUAUUUGGAAGUGAUGAAUUAGUAUAAAAGCUGUAAGGUUAUAUUUCUAUAAAUAUAAAGAAUUUGAAAAGUGCUCGAAGGAAAUUACAACUAAAAUAGAAAUUUUGGGAAAGAUCAGAGGCUAGUAUACAGAGAAGGUGGGUACAUUUAUUUAAUACUUACACAUUUAGCCACAUGAUGUCGCUGUCCACCAGAAGGUAUUUAACGACAAAAGAAAUGAAGCAUGCGUUAUGUACUCAGAUGCUGCUCUCUGAAAUACGGCCACGGUAAGGUUAUUUAAGAAAAGAAUGAGGAACUCAAAUUAUUUUUUGAAGUUUGGAUCAAGGCAAGAACGACACAGUAUUUGGAAAAGGCUUGCAAGGGUGUUUUCACGGAGAGAAGAAGGUCCAGGAGCCCGGCGAUUACUGUUUUCGCUUCUGCUCCUCUCAGUCUGGGAGACCGUGAGCGGCCAGGUUCAUUACUCAGUCCUGGAGGAGGCCAAACACGGCACCUUCGUGGGCCGCAUCGCCCAGGAUUUGGGGCUGGAGCUGGCGGAGCUGGUGCCACGCCUGUUCCGGGUGGCGUCCAAAGGCCGCGGGGACCUUCUGGAGGUAAAUCUGCAGAAUGGCAUUUUGUUUGUGAAUUCUCGGAUCGACCGGGAGGAGCUGUGCGGGCGGAGUCUGGAGUGCAGCAUCCACCUGGAGGUGAUCGUGGACAGGCCGCUGCAGGUUUUCCAUGUGGAGGUAGAGGUGAAGGACAUUAACGACAACCAGCCAGUUUUCCCGGUGGCAGUAAAAAAAUUAUUUAUUUACGAAUCCCGGCCGCCUGGUUCUCGGAUUCCGCUAGAGGGCGCGUCAGAUGCAGAUAUUGGAGCCAAUUCUCUGUUGACCUACAGUCUUAACUCUAACGAUUAUUUUACCUUGGAUAUUAAAAGAAAUGAUGAUAAUAUUAAAUCCCUUGGACUCGUGUUGAGAAAAGUUUUAGAUCGCGAGGACACUCCUGAACAUCACUUACUAGUAACGGCUGUUGAUGGUGGGAAACCAGAGCUCACCGGAACUACUCAAGUGAAGAUCACCAUUCUAGAUGUAAACGACAACGCCCCAGAGUUUGAGAGGACUGUCUACAGAGUCAGUUUAUUCGAAAAUGCACCAAACGGUACCCUAGCAGUGAUUGUUAACGCCUCUGAUUUGGAUGAAGGAGUAAAUAAGGACAUUGUAUAUUCUUUCAAUACAGACAUGUCAGCAGAUACUCUUUUGAAAUUCCACUUAGACCCAGUUAGUGGAUACAUCAGUGUAAAAGGUAAUAUAGAUUUCGAGGAAACUAAGUUAUAUGAAAUCCAGGUAGACGCGACAGAUAAAGGAACUCCCCCAAUGACAGGUCACUGCACGGUUCUGGUGGAAAUUUUGGACACCAAUGAUAAUGUACCUGAGUUGGUUAUCAAAUCACUAUCAUUACCUGUAUUAGAAGAUGCUCCCCUCGGCACGGUCAUUGCCCUAAUCAGUGUGUCUGACCGCGACUCUGGUGCCAACGGGCAGUUGACCUGCACCCUGUCACCCCGCGUUCCCUUCAAGCUGGUGUCCACCUUCAAAAACUACUAUUCGCUGGUGCUGGACAGCGCCCUGGACCGAGAGAGCGUGGCGGACUAUGAGCUGGUGGUGACAGCACGAGACGGGGGAUCGCCUUCGCUGUCCACCACAGCUAGCAUGUACGUUGAGGUGGCGGACGUGAACGACAACGCGCCGGCAUUCGCGCAGCCCGAGUACACGGUGUUCGUGAAGGAGAACAACCCGCCCGGCUGCCACAUCUUCACGGUGUCUGCGCGGGACGCCGACGCGCAGGAGAACGCGCUGGUGUCCUACUCGCUGGUGGAGCGGCGCGUGGGCGAGCGAGCGCUGUCGAGCUACGUGUCGGUGCACGCGGAGAGCGGCAAGGUGUACGCGCUGCAGCCGCUGGACCACGAGGAGCUGGAGCUGCUGCAGUUCCAAGUGAGCGCGCGCGACGCGGGCGUGCCUCCCCUGGGCAGCAACGUGACGCUGCAGGUGUUCGUGCUGGACGAGAACGACAACGCGCCCGCGCUGCUGCCGCGGCCGGGGGCGGGCGGCGGCGCUGUGAGCGAGCUGGUGUCGCGGUCGGUGGGCGCGGGCCACGUGGUGGCGAAGGUGCGCGCGGUGGACGCCGACUCUGGCUACAACGCGUGGCUGUCGUACGAGCUGCGGCCGGCGGCGGGUGGCGCGCGCAGCCCGUUCCGCGUGGCGCUGUACACGGGCGAGAUCAGCACGACGCGCACCCUGGACGAGGCGGACUCGCCGCGCCAGCGCCUGCUGGUGCUGGUGAAGGACCACGGCGAGCCGGCGCUCACGGCCACGGCCACUGUGUUGCUGUCGCUGGUGGAGAGCGGCCAGGCGCCCAAGGCGUCGUCGCGGGUGCUGGCGGGCGCCGCUGGCGCCGAGACGGCGCUGCUGGAUGUCAACGUGUACCUGAUCAUCGCCAUCUGCGCGGUGUCCAGCCUGUUGGUGCUCACGCUGCUGCUGUACACGGCGCUGCGCUGCUCGGCGCCGCCCGCGGAGGGCGCGUGCGCGCCUGGGAAGCCCACGCUGGUGUGCUCCAGCGCGGUGGGGAGCUGGUCGUACUCGCAGCAGAGGCGGCAGAGGGUGUGCUCCGGGGAGGGCCCGCCCCCGGCCCCGCCCCCGCCCGCGUCCAAGACCGACCUCAUGGCCUUCAGCCCCAGCCUUCCACCUGGUCCCAUUGGCGGGGAUAGAGAAGAGCAGCUGAAUGUGGACGUUGAUCUUUCUGCUAAAGUGAGUACAGUUUUUAAAACCCUUUCAAAAUGUCCUUGUUUAUUAUUCUUCAAUGUUUUUAUUCUUUUUGAAACAUGUUUUUGUUAAUUGGUUUUCUAGGAUUUUGUGGUUAAAAUGUUUGAAUUUCUUUUGACUAAUGUUUUUGAACUGAAUCAGCAGUAAGUAGUGAGAACCAUAUUUGUAGUUUUUUGUCGUUGUAGUAGUAGUAGUUAUUAUUAGGUGCGGUAAUAGGAUUAUUUUAUUGCUAAUGUAUGGAUAGAAACUAAAUAUAUUUUUCUUGAUGAAUUGUAUUGUUUAGAAUAUUUGACUCCCAACUGUGGUUUACUAAUCCUUGCUCAAUGCUUCAGUAGCCUUUGCCCCUUUUCAUUUGGAAUUCUUUUUUUUUUUUUUUUUAUUUAUUUA
Molecule: messenger RNA, 3669 nt
Organism: Mirounga angustirostris (Northern elephant seal)
Lineage: Eukaryota; Metazoa; Chordata; Mammalia; Carnivora; Phocidae
Product: protocadherin alpha-3-like
Exons: 1
Coding region: 778-3354 (858 amino acids)
Biological process (GO): homophilic cell-cell adhesion
Cellular component (GO): plasma membrane
Molecular function (GO): calcium ion binding
Source: RefSeq, a predicted model, not a curated record